Andrographis paniculata is the source of this 978-nucleotide messenger RNA. RefSeq lists its product as uncharacterized. Lineage: Eukaryota; Viridiplantae; Streptophyta; Magnoliopsida; Lamiales; Acanthaceae. The transcript has a single exon. The record is from RefSeq and is a predicted model, not a curated record. Gene Ontology annotation, molecular function: zinc ion binding; nucleic acid binding. Bases 1 to 978 code for a protein of 325 amino acids.
AUGGAGUGUUGUGGAAGAUGGUGUCGGUGCUCCAGAGGACGAAUCCCGACUCACUGCUGCCGAAAGAAAUUCUCUGAGGAACAGAAGGCAACAAGACAGACAAGCUCUCUAUUGAGAUUCCAGUCUAUGAAAGACUAUAAGGCUGGAAGUGCACAAGAAGCAUGGAACAUCCUACAAACAACAUACUCUGAGCAAGAUCAAGUAAAAAAACUUCGCUUGCAAUCAUUAAGGGCUGAAUUUGAAAAUAUGGAGAUGAAAGAUAACGAAAAAAUUGGAGAUUAUUUUACUAGAGCGAAUUCUCUUGUGAAUCAAAUGGCAUCAAAUGGAGAAGUUGAAACCCAACGGAUAGUCGAGAAAAUCUUGCUUAGCCUACAAAGUAAAUUCGACCAUGUUGUGGUAGCAAUAGAGGAGUCGCAGGAUCUCUCUUCGAUGGCGUUAGAAAGUUUGCAAGGAAGAUUGGAGGCCCAUGAAGUAAGAAUACUUCAAAGGAAUUCUCAAAGUUCCACUUCUCAAGAUCACGCUUUGAAGUCCCAAUUUACGGGAGGGCAUGGUUUCUUUCGUGGACACGGGCGAGCACGAAAUCAAAGCUGGGGACGAGGAAGGGGUGGCCAACCACCUACAGAAAAUAAAGAGCGGCGUGAAGAUGAAAAAUUACGAUCUUUCACCCAACGAGGAAGAGGGCGUGGUAACUAUAAAGGUACAAAACCUUAUGUAGAGUGCUAUUAUUGUCACAAACCUGGACAUAAAAUUUCUGAUUGUUGGGAAAAAUAUCCAGAAAAGAGGCGUGAAAAUGGUUUUGUGCAUGAGAAAGGAGUCGAAAAUACAGAAACAUUGUUGAUUGCUUCAAAUGGAAAUAUUGGGGAUAUUUGGUAUUUGGACAGCGGGGCAACCAAACACAUGACUGGAAAUAAAAAUCUGUUUUCCACUAUUGUCGAAGCUAAUCAUGGGCAGGUUAUUAUUGGAGAUGCCAAGGCAUAA